Cyclocybe aegerita is the source of this 333-nucleotide messenger RNA. Lineage: Eukaryota; Fungi; Basidiomycota; Agaricomycetes; Agaricales; Hemipholiotaceae. The record is from the annotation of a GenBank genome assembly.
AUGCUCCCUCCAUCCUACGCGGAAGCUACCUGGCAGAGCUGUCCUGGAAAACGCGACUCACUCCGUCUGCCUCCCUACCGUUACUACCGCUCCGCAAGGUACCAUCCGUAUCCUCGCUUCAAACGAGAUGCAGUCAGGUUGGAGACUAAGGAAGGUGAAGACCUACUUAACACUAUCUUUGACAACAGCAGAGUGGCAUUAAAUGUCCCUCCUGCACUCGCUGGAACUCGCCGCCCUGCUAUGCCCUUGGAUAUCCAGGCGCUGAUGAACGAGGAGAUUGAACUUGCUUUGGCCUUUGACAGGCGUGGCCAUCGUUUGUCGCGCAAAAUGUGA